GGCUCCCAUACCUACAGCUGCAACCACAACCUGUCAGUGGGCAUGAGCCCCACCAUGUCCAAAAUACUAAAAUGCGCUGGCAACGAAGCCAUCACUACCCCAAGAGCUGAAGCUAAUGUGGACAGCUUGGCACUAGAAUUUGAAGUUCCAAAUCAAGAAACAGUUUCAGACUAUGAAAUGAAGUUAAUGGGUUUGGAUGUUGAACAACUUGGGAUUCCAGAGCAAGUGUAUGGCUGUGUAGUAAAGAUGCCUCCCGGUGAAUUUGUGCAUAUAUGCAGAGAUCUCAGUCGUUUCGAAGAUGCUGUUGUAAUUUCCUAUGCAAAAGACAGAGUGAAAUUUUCUGCAAGUGGGGAACUUGGAAAUGGAAAUAUUAAGUUGUCACAAACAAGUAAUGUCAAUAAAGAAGGCGCUGUUACCAUAGAAAGGAAUGAGCCUGUUCAGCUAAUUUUUCACCGAGGUUAUCUCAACUUCUUUACAAACCUACUCCACUCUCCCCCACAGUAA
Molecule: messenger RNA, 504 nt
Organism: Pipistrellus kuhlii (Kuhl's pipistrelle)
Lineage: Eukaryota; Metazoa; Chordata; Mammalia; Chiroptera; Vespertilionidae
Product: proliferating cell nuclear antigen-like
Exons: 1
Coding region: 43-504 (153 amino acids)
Biological process (GO): mismatch repair; leading strand elongation; translesion synthesis
Cellular component (GO): PCNA complex
Molecular function (GO): DNA binding; DNA polymerase processivity factor activity
Source: RefSeq, a predicted model, not a curated record